AUGCAAAGAGGGAAGGAAGCAUCUAUCAUGUCUCAAGAUACAAUAACAAGCGUAACCAUUACAUUAUCUACCUUUGGUGAAGAAAUAACUUUGUCUGGGCUAGGCCUCAGAUAAUUAGACGGCUGUACACCAAUAUACAUACCACAUGUCACUAACAUUAAAGAAUAAAAGAAUAUAAUCGAAUAAGUUUCAUACCUAGCCAAGAAGACUGGCGCAUUUCGGGAACCUUUUAUCGAAUACCCACAAAUUCAAAAAACUAAAUUUUGUUUUUAAAGGGUUUGGGUUUUGGGUUUGGGUUUUGGGUUUGGGUUUUGGGGUUGGGGUUUGGGUUUCGGUUUGGGUUUGGGUUUGGGUUUGGGUUUGGGUUUGGGUUUGGGUUUAGUUUGGGUUUGGGUUUGGGUUUGGGGUUGGCUUUGGGUUUGGGGUUGGGUUUGGGGUUGGGGUUGGGGUUGA
Messenger RNA from Paramecium tetraurelia, 453 nucleotides. RefSeq lists its product as uncharacterized. NCBI's taxonomy places the organism in Eukaryota, Ciliophora, Oligohymenophorea, Peniculida, Parameciidae. The record is from RefSeq and is a predicted model, not a curated record. The transcript has a single exon.